AUUUAUAGAUAGUCAUUGUUACCAACCAGUGGUCAACAUCAUUUCAAGACUCACAUGUCUUUGGCAAGCCUCGGACUAAAGGAUUUAUUUAUAUAAAUGAUUGCCGUUAUAAAGAAAAAUACACAUGUGUGCUAGCAAGUGAAAAGUUCUGCACCGAUUACAGUAUAAUUUUUGUAUUUCACUUCACACGUGUGUGUGUGUGAUUACACAAUUGUACAUAAACCAUAUCAAUAAAAUAUCUUACCUGUUGAAAAAUAAAAAAAAUCCAUCCCUGGGUCGCUUUUAAAUCCUUUCAGAUCUCUGAGUUGUCGUCAUCUCUGAAUAGCCAAGCCAAAAAAAAAGAUACAUAGUGUAGCUUUAAGGAAACUGGUCUCCGAAGAGUUUGAAAAGCACCUUAUUUUCAUUGUACCUUCGUAUACAGCCCCGUAGGCAGCAUUUUCCUGGUUUCAGACGCAGCCUUGAAGAUGCACUCAAGCGCUCAUGCGGAUUCCAGCGCGAGCAACAAUCUCCUGACAGUUUAAACGACCUGGAUCGCCUACUUGGACUGACACGGACUGACCGUCAUGAUUUGUGAAUAAAAGUAACUUUUGAUCCUGAUCCCAAAGUUUUUGAUUCUGGCUGAUAGAAUACACGCUUCAGACUAAGAUAUUAGAUGAGCGCUCGACGGGAAGAAAACGUGAGGUUCGUGAAUGACAUCUUUUUAAACGAGAUAUCUGCAUAUUUGCAGAUGGUAUAUAAUAGAAGUUUUAUUGAUAUUUGCCUUUUAUCAUUAGAAAAGUUACAGGGAACCGUUGAGGAGAGACUGUUAGAAUACGUGCUUCAGAGGAAGAUUUAUGAUCGUUCCACAGGACGCUGGAUCUGCUGAAGUUGUGUGAGGACUUGCAGCAGGUCAUGGUGUCCGGGCCCAACCUAAAUGAAACCAACAUUGUAUCAGGUGGUUAUGGAGGCACAACAGAAGGCAUGAUUUCAACCAGCUCCAUCAAAGGAUCCAACAUGCAUCACACCAGUAGCAGUUCCUCCAUGACAGCAGAUGAGGCAUCAAGAGGUGUUGCUGUGGAAAAGUUUGACAUAGUGAAGAAGUGGGGUCUGAACACUUACAAGUGUACCAAACAGAUGAUCUCUGAGAGGUUUGGCCGUGGCUCACGUACUGUGGACUUGGAGUUGGAGGCUCAGAUCGAGGUUCUACGGGAAACCAAACGGAAGUAUGAGAAUGUGCUGCAUUUAGCACGAGCGCUAACCAGCCACUUUUACAGCAUGGUGCAGACGCAGAACGCCCUCGGGGACACUUUUGCCGACCUCAGUCAGAAGUCUCCAGAGCUUCGGGAUGAGUUUGGCUACAAUGCAGAAACACAGAAGCUGUUGUGCAAGAAUGGAGAGACUCUGCUGGGUGCCAUCAACUUCUUUGUGUCCAGCAUCAACACACUGGUGAACAAGACAAUGGAAGACACGCUGAUGACCAUCAAGAUGUAUGAGAAUGCCAGGCUAGAGUUUGAUGCGUACAGGGCAGAUCUGGAGGAGUUGAACUUGGGCCCGCGGGAUGCUGUUACUAUCACUCGUAUUGAGGCUGCUCAACAGCAGUACCAAAUCCACAAGGACAAAUAUGAACGUCUCCGUAGUGACGUCACCAUCAAGCUCAAGUUCCUGGAAGAAAAUAAGGUCAAAGUGAUGCACAAACAACUUCUGCUGUUCCAUAAUGCCAUCUCAGCCUACUUUGCUGGAAACCAGCAGCAGCUGGAACAGACCCUCAAGCAGUUCAACAUUAAACUCAAACCACCAGGAGCUGACAAGCCUUCUUGGCUGGAGGAGCAGUGAAAGUGCCCACCCCUGAUAUCCAGUUAUUUGUCUUUAGUCACACAGAGCAACCAGAGAUCUGAGAUGCUAGCAGAGACAGAGACUCUUUUUCAAUAACUCUCUCUAGCUUUCCCUUAACCCAUACUUCUCUUCUUUGAUUUUCCUCUUAUUUUUGCACCAAGACUGUUUUCAAGUGUCGCCUCUGGUGUGUAACCAGUCCCAAAAUCUUCAUCCCUAUAAACAUCAUUAAACCAACUGAAACAAUCCUGUCUGAUAUGUGAGUCAGAACAGAUGUUUUUUUUUCUAGACUAUUCUCUCUGUCAGUCUUUCACACACACUCUCUCUGUGAUCACAUUAUUGAGGAUCUUUUUUCCUGUGUUUCCCCAUGAAAAUGGUUUUAUUUUACUAUUAUCUUUUUUUUUUCUUUCUUUUUUUGUAUUGUAUUGUAGAUGAAGAGGGUGGAAAAACAAGCAUUCCAAUCACAGAGCUCUUAGUAUUCAACAUUGGUGGUUCUGUUUAUCUGAUAUUGAAGAUGUUGGUAUUGCAUCUUUAAACCUUAACCAGGCCAUCAGUGUACUGUUGUUUCAUGAGUCUCUCAUUUUAUGUUUUUAACAUCAAAUUAAUAAUGCUGGAAUGGACUGAUGCUGUGGUCAUGAAAUUCACCAGGCAUGAAUGCAUGGUUGUCUGUGGAAAUUCCCAGACAUCAUUGUCUCUAGCCCCAAAUCACUGUCUCUAGUCCUUAUUCAGUCGGUUUUCAGGAGUUUGCAUAUCAGCCUUGAACACAUAAAACAUUAUGAUUGUUUUCUCUAAUGGAGAAGAGUGUAAUUGUGUUAUUUUGACAGUUGUUGUUAUUUCCUGUAGUAUUAUGUACUAACACAUAUAGCUGUAGGAUGUUCAGUUUUGUAUAACUAUUUGGAGUUAAUAAUCAGAUAUUGGUCAAGGAUUGUGGAUGUAUAAGUUCUGUUUUUGAUUGUUUAGCUGAACACUGGCCAGUGAUUAAGGCCCAGCAUUAUCUGCCUCUUUAUCUACCAAAGCAUGCACUAGAAGUUAUGUACUGACUUGCUUUGUUAUCAGCAGUGCCCUAAUUACCUUCCGUUCUCCAUUCAAAAGCCACUUCUGCCCUGUGUAGUACUGUGCAUCCGGUUUUUAUCCCCUCUAUCUGUCUUUGUAGAAAAAAACGUUAUUUUUUUCCACAAUUAAAUAUGCUGAAAAGGUAGUACAAUAUCAGUGAGAGAAGGAAGUGAUCAAAUAUUAAAUAUAUGUAUAUUCAGAUUGAUAUAAUUGAGUCUUACUGAGUAUAUAACAUAAAACUUCCCUCACAUAAAAUGUCAAAUAUCUAUAUUCACUGCGGUAACCUUUUCCCAAAUUAUUUUACAUUUUUAUUUUUAAAGUGGGCUCCAAAUACACAUGGACAUUUGUUGCUUUUGCUCUAAAUACAGACUUGAAAUGAUACAGUGAAUUUGGGGUUAAAGUGCAGACUGUCAGACUCACCACGUCGGUCUUGAUAAGAAAAUAAAUAUCUUAAUCACAUUUUGUUGGUCCAAAAUAAUGACUAUGAUCUAAUGUUCAACAUUUUUGGAACAUUGCACUAAAUCUUUCUAUGUUUAAAACGAAGCAAUACUGAAGAUGUUACUUUGAAAGUGUAUUUUCAUGUAUGCCUGUAUUGGCUGUACCCUUGUGUGUUUUUGCAUGGCAGGUCUGAUUAUAUUAGUUGUACUUUUCCAUGCAUUGUGAUUGAAUUCUGUUCAGUGCUUCAGUAAAACACAAAAUGGGUAAGAAUGUUUCUAGAAAAAACGUCACCUGUUGAAUAUUAAGAAGUGUAAUGGCAUGCUAUCUGGAAGCCUCUUUUGCCUUCAGGUUUUGUUUUUUGUUUUUUUCUGUAAAGAUGAGUCAUUUACCCUAGAAAAGGAAUUCAAGAAAAGAAAACAACGGGACUUUUUGUCAGAUUUUUAUACCAAGUAUUUUGUUUUUACAUUCUGACAGCAGAGACUGUGAUCUGUGGUGUGUGGUAUUAUUUUAAUGGAGAAAGCUGCUGGAGAAACGGAUAUGUCCAUCUUAUACUGCAGAGACUGAAACAUUCCAUGAAGUGAUGGACUUUUGUUCCAGACCUCCUUAACAAUAAAUCCAAAAACAGAAACCUUU
Messenger RNA from Myxocyprinus asiaticus (Chinese sucker), 3933 nucleotides. RefSeq names its product arfaptin-2-like. The record is from RefSeq and is a predicted model, not a curated record. The coding region runs from base 892 to 1812 and encodes 306 amino acids. Gene Ontology annotation, molecular function: protein domain specific binding; phospholipid binding. The transcript has 7 exons. Gene Ontology annotation, biological process: regulation of Arp2/3 complex-mediated actin nucleation; intracellular protein transport. NCBI's taxonomy places the organism in Eukaryota, Metazoa, Chordata, Actinopteri, Cypriniformes, Catostomidae. Gene Ontology annotation, cellular component: trans-Golgi network membrane.